ACCCUUCUGCUACGUGUAGCCCUAGCCCACAUUUGCAUUUUGCCGAGGCGCAAGUUCUGAAACAUGGCCACCCGAUCCCUGUGGCGCACAGGAAGGAACCUCGCGGUGUUCUCUGCCACCGUUUGCGGAGGCAGCGCCGCGGCCGCUGUUGCCACCUCGGAAGAUCCGGCGAAGACGCUGAAGCUCCUCACCGCUGUUCCUAUCCGCCUUUUCCGCGACUCUGUCACCGCUGCAUCCAUCGUCUUUGAUUAUGAGUAUUCACUAUGGGGACUACGCGAAGGUAGUGUUGAGAUCUCAAAAGUUAAACACGAAGUUCACCUCAGGUCCGCACGCAAACUUCAAGAACUAUGCUUCAGAAAUGGAGGAAUAUAUAUCAAGCUUGGUCAACAUAUUGGGCAGCUGGAAUAUUUGGUUCCUCAGGAGUAUGUCCAAAUUAUGAGGGAGUCUAUGUUGAAUAAAUGCCCGGUGUCUUCUUAUGAUCAAGUAAGCGAAGUCAUUAAGAAAGAGCUGGGAGAGACACCAGAUAAAUUAUUUUCUGAAUUUGAUCCUGCUCCAAUAGCAAGUGCUUCCCUUGCACAAGUUCAUGUUGCUCGCACACAUGAUGGCCAGAAAGUUGCUGUGAAGGUUCAGCACACUCACAUGACCGAUACUGCGGCUGCAGAUCAUGCCACUGUGGACUUGAUUGUGAAAACCAUACAUCAUUUUUUUCCGGCUUUUGAUUACAGGUGGUUGGUUGAUGAAAUUCAUGAAAGUUUACCCAAGGAACUGGAUUUUUUGGUUGAGGGGAAGAACAGCGAGAAAUGCUUGGAUAACUUUAGGAAGCUGUCUCCUCAUAUUGCAGACUAUGUAUAUGCACCAAAGGUAUAUUGGAAUUUAAGUACCUCAAAGUUGUUAACCAUGGAAUUUAUGGAUGGUGCACAAAUAAAUGAUGUGAAGAACAUUCGAAGGCUUGGAAUUCAACCAAAUGAAGUUGCAAAACUAGUUAGUCAAGCUUUUGCUGAGAUGAUGUUCAAACAUGGGUUUGUGCAUUGUGACCCCCAUGCUGCCAACCUGCUAGUUCGUCCUUGGCCUUCUAGCAAAAAGAGCAUUCUAGGUAAGAGAAAACCACAGUUGAUACUUCUAGAUCAUGGAUUGUAUAAAGACCUUGACUUCUACACUAGAACCAACUAUGCUGCACUUUGGAAGGCAUUAAUAUUCGCUGAUGCUAAGGCAAUAAAGGAAAAUAGUGUAAAAUUGGGCGCUGGGGAGGAUCUUUAUGCACUAUUUGCAGGAAUUCUUACUAUGAAGCCAUGGAAUCGAGUUGUUGACCCAGCCGUUGAUCAUUUAGUCAUUCAAGGUGCUGAUGGUGACCGUUCAGAAUUACAGAUGUAUGCUUCUCAAUAUUUCCCUCAAAUAUCGGAACUUCUGAGGAGACUGCCACGUGUCAUUCUGUUAAUGCUGAAGACAAAUGAUUGUUUACGAGCAGUUAACAAUUCUCUGGUGCAGGAAUCUUCUCUUCAGACAUUCUUCGUCGUUGGAAAGGUCUCUUCGGAGGCAGUGAUUGAGGCAAAGCUGUUACAAAGGAAAUCACUGCUAUGUUGGUUGAACGUCUGGUUGGAUGAAAUGUUGUUGGAAGCUCGACUCUUUGGAAUGCAGAUAGCUUUGUGGCUCUUACAACUCAGGAAGGCUCUGUCCUGGGGAAACUGACAUAUAGGAAAAAAAGUUUUUUUUUUUCCCCUCACGAUCCAGUUAUUUUUCUUUCAUUUUUUCACACAAACUUAGGCUCUUAUUCUUUGUCUCCGUGGUGAAAUCUCAACCCUCUACUUGCAGGUUUUGAGCACGGAUUGACAGGUUGAAUUUUUUUAUAGAGGAAAAAGAAAGAAAGAAUAUAGAUUUUUUCCUAUUUAUAGUUUAGGGCCUGAAAGGCCCUCAGCGACUCGGUGGUGUAAAUCCCCAUCUAUGAGACAAGUGAGAUUUUUAAGGACAAUAUUUAGUAGGACAUAAGAAAUUCAAAUAAUAGAAAAAAUCCAAAACAUCAUUGUAUUUGGGAUAUUAUAUGUAGUAGCAAUAAAACAAUGUGCGACAUCUUCCAGUUA
Messenger RNA from Juglans microcarpa x Juglans regia, 2075 nucleotides. Its product is annotated as putative ABC1 protein At2g40090. Gene Ontology annotation, biological process: mitochondrion organization; lipid homeostasis. Gene Ontology annotation, cellular component: mitochondrial inner membrane. Lineage: Eukaryota; Viridiplantae; Streptophyta; Magnoliopsida; Fagales; Juglandaceae. The transcript is spliced from 12 exons. The coding region runs from base 64 to 1686 and encodes 540 amino acids. The record is from RefSeq and is a predicted model, not a curated record.